ACACACAUUAAAUCAAUAACAUGGGCUGGCACAUACAGAGGUAUAUCGCCAAGGCAGGGAGAGCCAUCAAUCCACUCGUAUGGCGGCGCGCGUGGAAGGACAACGAGGGCAAGCAAUUCAACCACGUGGCGGCCAAACUCGCCGAUCAACUCAACAACGAAAUUGCACAAAUAGCAAGAGUAUCGCAAUAUAGACACUGGUGGUGGGCGAACCCACUUGGAGCUGGACUCGUAUGCUACGGUGUAUACAAGUUCUGGUACAUGUCGUACAUGGCACACAAGCAGCGCACAGUGGCACAAGUAGUAGCACAUGCCUAUGGACAGGGUGGACAGUGGCUCAACCCAGUACCAAAGUGAUGGAGUACCAGGAAGCAACUGAGUCGGAGGAUGAGCGCCUGCUACAGCAGGAGCUAAGGGCCAUA
Messenger RNA from Babesia bovis T2Bo, 421 nucleotides. RefSeq names its product putative integral membrane protein. The coding region runs from base 21 to 356 and encodes 111 amino acids. The record is from RefSeq and is a predicted model, not a curated record. The transcript has 2 exons. NCBI's taxonomy places the organism in Eukaryota, Apicomplexa, Aconoidasida, Piroplasmida, Babesiidae.